Strongylocentrotus purpuratus (purple sea urchin) is the source of this 5514-nucleotide messenger RNA. RefSeq names its product vacuolar protein sorting-associated protein 53 homolog (gene vps53). Gene Ontology annotation, biological process: retrograde transport, endosome to Golgi. The transcript is spliced from 19 exons. Gene Ontology annotation, cellular component: GARP complex. The record is from RefSeq and is a predicted model, not a curated record. Lineage: Eukaryota; Metazoa; Echinodermata; Echinoidea; Camarodonta; Strongylocentrotidae. Bases 3 to 2504 code for a protein of 833 amino acids.
AAAUGGCUACCUUAGAAGAAGAUGAGGUUGAGAUAUUUGAGGAUGAUCACCUAAAUUCUCUGUUGAAUUUCCCUACAGAUGUACAGCAAGCAAUCGAACAGGUUCUCCCAUCCUCAGACCCAUUGGACAGACCUGAUUUCAAUGCUGUGGAUUACAUCAAUUAUCUGUUUCCAACAGAACAAUCGCUUGCCAACAUAGAUGAAGUAGUGAAUCGUAUGAGGCUUAAGAUACGUCGUCUGGAUGAUGAAAUCAGAUCAGUGGUUAGAGGACAGACAACAGCAGGCCAGGAUGGAAGAGAAGCCCUCAAGGAAGCACAGAAGGCCAUUCAGGAACUCUUCAAAAGGAUAAAAGACAUCAAAGAAAAGGCUGACAAGUCUGAACAGAUGGUGAAAGAGAUAACUCGAGACAUCAAGCAGCUAGACCAUGCCAAACGUCACCUGACCUCUUCCAUCACAACCCUCAAUCAUCUUCAUAUGCUUGUAGGAGGAGUGGAUUCUCUAGAGAGCAUGACAAGAAGAAGGCAGUAUGGUGAAGUGGCUAAUCUGCUUCAGGGAGUUGUCAAUGUGAUGGAACAUUUCCAGAAAUACAUGAGCAUACAACAGAUCAGACAACUUGGCGAUAAAGUUCGCAAAAUUCAGUCUGAACUUGGCGUUCAGAUUCUAGCAGAUUUUGAAGAAUCAUUUGCCAACCAAGGAAGCAGGCCAAUUGGAAACAUGCGAGAGCUUGCAGAGGCAUGCCUAGUUGUCAAGGUUCUGGAUCCCAAAGUCAAGAAAGAUCUGAUGAAGUGGUUUGUGACACUACAACUCCAGGAGUACAUGGUGCUUUUCCAAGAGAGCCAGGAUGUUGCUUGGCUGGACAAGAUCGAUCGUCGCUAUGCUUGGCUGAAGAGGGCGCAAGUUGAAUUUGAGGAAAAGUACGGCCAUAUGUUCCCUCGUGAUUGGGAAGUCAGUGAAAGGAUUUGUGUGGAAUUCUGCAAUGUCUCAAGGACGGAACUUGGUAAGAUCAUGCAGAAGAGGGAGUCCGAGAUUGACGUGAAGCUACUGCUCUUUGCCAUCCAGAGAACAACCAACUUUGAGACCAUCAUUGCCAAACGGUUCAGCGGUGUCACGUUACAACCUCCAGGUGAAACCUCUUCAGCGGGAAACGUGACAGCGGCAGAGGAAAACAUGGUUUCAACAAAUCCUUUUGAGAUGGAAGAGGAACCAGCAGAAAUGAAGACCUUAGCCAAACCCAAGCUGUCAUCAUUCCAAGGUAUCAUAAGUCAAUGUUUUGAACCCCAUCUUCACAUCUACAUCCAGUCACAAGAUAGGAAUUUAUCAGACCUGAUCAAUCGAUUUGUAGAGGCCUUCAAGACGCAGGGUCCUCCUCGAAUUGAGUCAGAAGAGAGCGGAGCUGUGCUGCCCUCAUGUGCUGACCUGUUUGUGUACUACAAGAACUGCAUGGUCCAGUGCUCUCAGCUUAGUACGGGUACACCGCUCCUGGACUUGACUCAAACCUUCCAGAAAUACCUCAGGGUGUUUGCUAACAGGCUUCUCACAAACAAUCUACCAAAGUCACAAACUACAACUCCAGCUGGUGGUCUGAACAUCUCAGCUUUGCUCAAAGAAGGUUUGAAAGAAUCCUCGUCAGAUGUACCUAAGUUUACUCCUGAGGAACAGUACUUGGUUUGCAGUAUACUGUGUACAGCAGAGUACUGUCUGGAUACUACUCAGCAGCUGGAAGAGAAAUUAAAGGAAAAGAUCAACCCAUCAAUGGCUAGCAGGAUAGACCUCAAUGGAGAAAUGGAUGUCUUUCACAAUGUGAUAUCAAACUGUAUUCAACUGUUAGUGCAAGAUCUAGAAACAGCAUGUGAUCCCGCUCUAACAGCCAUGAAUAAGGUGAACUGGUCCUCCGUAGAGACCGUAGGUGAUCAGAGUGGUUAUGUGACUGCCAUUACAACACACAUCAAACAAGCAUUACCAGUCAUACGAGACAAUCUAGCAUCGGCUAGAAAAUACUUCACUCAAUUCUGCAUCAAAUUUGCCAAUUCUUUCAUUCCACGAUUCGUCAGCCACAUCUAUAAAUGUAAACCCAUCAGUACAGUGGGUGCAGAGCAGCUUCUCUUAGACACACAUUCCCUCAAGACAGUGCUUCUAGACCUACCGUCCAUCGGAUCUCACGUAUCUAGGAAAGCACCUGCCAGCUAUACCAAAAUAGUUGUGAAAGGCAUGACUAAAGCAGAGAUGAUCCUCAAGGUUGUGAUGUCACCUCAGGACCCUGCUGAAGCAUUCGUUGAUAACUACAUCAAACUCAUAGCUGAUACAGACACCUCAAACUUCCAGAAACUUCUAGAAAUGAAGGGUUUGAAGAGGAGCGACCAGAAUGCCAUGCUGGAUAUCUUCAAGGCACGUCUGUCAGCGACCAAUCAUCCUGGUCAGAAUGUAGUAGUCGUCUCGUCAUCACAAGAGCAACAGGAUCUCAGUAGAAUACGAAGACUUGAAAAAAUUAUCAAGAGAAAGUUGUAGUAGACACAAUCUUCAAGAACUCUUAGUUGCAAUUAAGCCAUCUUGUUGACAAUGUAGCAUGUUUGAGAAAACCAACAUCUCAUAAAUGUGUGCCACUCAAAGAUGUUUCACUUACUUUUUUUGGCCAUAUUUUUCAAACUGAAUUAUAUCUAUUCCCGUUUGAAUCAAACAUGCAGAUAAUAACGUCUUUGGCUUUCUAACAUUAAAAUCUACACUAACUUUUUUUUCUCUGAAUGUCUUUCUGCCCCCUCCUAUGUCUGUCUCUGUCUCUCUGUCUCUGUCUCUGUCUCUUUCUCUCUCUCUCUCUCUCUCUCUCUCUCUCUCUCUCUCUCAUAGAUUUAUUCAAGUAAUAUGAUGUUCCGCUGAGAUUCCAUUUUAAGUUCAGAACUUCAAUAUUUAUUUUUGAGGUGUUGCUGAAGGUAACAUACUUUGUUAGAAUAUUUUUAUUCGUACAAAAUAACUUUGGUUUUGUUUCCCAUGUCUGAAUAGAGAAUAUUGCAAAUUGAUUAUGGGGUAAAGUGCAAAUGUGCCAGCAGUGUUAGAGAAAUAGCUCUGUGACGGUUGUAAAUUAUUUUGAUCUUAUUUGAUCUUAUCAAUGAAAUGAAUAGUACUACCAUCAUGUGACAUGAUUCCAAUGAAAAUGGUCACAAGAUUUGAUGUUAUAUGUAUAUGGUAAAUCAGUAAUUUGUUAUGAGAUUGUGUAUCAUAAUGACUACACCCUGGACAACUAUUACAUAAAUAUAAAUAUAUAAAUUUUGUAAACAAUGCUCAUCUACCUGUAAUGUAUGUUAUGUCUAAUUUCAUUUAUCUCAAGGAAAAGCCAGCACAUGCAUCAACUAAUUUCUUUAGAUUAGUAGAUCUUAAACUUUCUGGCCCUAUGACCUCAUCUGACAUUCCGUGUCUGUGCCAUUACCAACCUAAAUGCAGUUUUCCAUUGUUGCCAUUACUCCAUGUAAUGUAACUGUAAUGGAUUCAAAUAGGAUUGUCUCUUUUCUAUGAAUCAUCAAUUUAUUUAACAUCAAAAUGGAACAAAGGAGCAUAUCAGAUAAAUAAUUGAGCUCAGGUAUUGUGGAGGUUACAUACAUGCGGGCAGCAACAGAAACAAAGUAUGAUAAACCACAAGAAUUUAUAAAUAAAUAUACAUAUAGAAAGUAUUAAUAAAAUUGUUCAAGCUUCAUAAAUCAAUAUUAUUUAGUAAAACAAUUGGAUAUUGUAGCUACUGAAGGACAGAAGGGUGAUUUUACUCAGACUGAUUUUACAGUUCACGCCCUUCUGGCCCCCGGCAGACGGUUUAUGACAAUGCCAAAAGUUAGUAAAUGGCAAGAAAUAGAUGAACCUAAUUAUCCAAUAGUAACAUUUACAGUUUUUAAGAUUGCAAAGCUGAAUUUUUCAGCUGCUGCGAGCCGAACAAGCAUUCAAUGAGGUUUGUUUACGUAUAGUUCAGCUCUCAUGCAGGAGAUGAUCCAUCCAUGACCCCUCUCAAAACUCUCUGAAUGGAGGGGUCACUAACCCCUAGUUUAAGACUUAUGAUGUUGAAUAUUAGGGCAAUCAUGUUACAAUGUAGACAUUCAACAAAAGUACAAGUAAGUGAAGUUAAUAUCCCAUCUUGUUUAUUUCAAUGCUUUUACUAUUACUUUGCAUUAUCAUAUCUUCAAUGCGCUCUUUUCUAAACGCUUCUUGUUGUACAUAUGUUUUUCCCAUACAUAAAGUUAUUAUGUUUUGUAGAUUUGUCAAUGCUGAUUCCUUCUAAGUUAUGUAUUUUAUAUAUUUCUAUAUAGAACUAAUCAUAUAUGUAUUAAUAGAUUUAUGCUUAUUCCCCAAGAUUAUGUCAUUGCCAUCCAGAGCUGCCAACCAUUCCGUUUUUCCCGGAAUUACUCUGUUUAUUCCUCUAAAUUAUGGUAGUACGUUUUUCUUCAUAAAAUGCUUUUUUUUAAUAAUUGUUUAUAAUUUUUUUUUUUUUUUAACAUACUGCAGGUCAAACAACUGUCCUUAAAAUUUUAUUUUGAUCACAAAUUCAAUAGGAAACUAUCGUCAAAACAUACUUAAAGAGAAACAUAUUCUCAAAAAGAAUUAAACGCCGAUAAUACGAAAAAUAGCAACAACAAAAUACCUACUUGUAACUAUAGGUCCUAAUACAAAAAAACAGCAUGAGGAAUGGACAUUUCUGCAAUGGAAGUUUGUCGUGGUUGUAAGUUUGUUUUAAUGAAUUCCUUUUUUUUGCCAUCGUGGUUCCUUUUUUUGGUCGUACAAGGUUGGCAGCUCUGGCCAUCUGUUCUUGUAUGAAGUAUUCAUCUUGAGUAUAGUAUGUAUAUCACUUACUUCAUGUAUAUCAUCUGUUGAGAGCCAGAAGGGCAUUAAAACUAUGUUGUGAGUUAACCUAUUGACUACAGAGUUACCUAAUUCCCAUAGGCUUAACACAGGGACCACCCAGUUCUGGUUAGCAAUGGGUUAAUUGAGUCUUUAAGUAUUCAAUUAGUCAACACCCUUCUGGCUCUCAGCAGAUAUUGGGAUGCCUGCUUAUUACCCAGACCAUACAUCUCAUCAACCAUUCAGAAGUGAGAAAUCUGCUUGACCCUUACCAACCCAUUCCCUCCUGGAACCAGAUUACUCCUGUAUUAAGCAUGUGGUAAUAAGAACAUAUAGUAGUAAAUGGGUUAAAGUGCAAGUCUGGCCGAUGUGCGAGUUGAAUUAAAUAAAUAGAGAGAGAAACAAAAUCCUAAAAAAUCCUAAAAAGUAAUACAGCGUAAAAAUUUGGGGGAAUGGACCAAUUUAUAAAUGUAUCUAUUGGAUCAAUCCACAUCCACUACAUCAGUUGUUGCUUUGACAGGCAAACAUUGGGCAAGCUUUCGGUUUUUCUAGAGCAACUUUUGUUUUAAAAAGGGUAAAUGGUAUGUAUUCCGGUACUUAGAUAUGCUCAUUCGUCUGUGUAUUGUGCAAAUAUUAUGUAUAUAGAUAAGAAUGAAUAAGUAUUAAAACCAUGAAAUCUAAAGCAGAACUAUAAUGCAAGGAA